This is a messenger RNA of Plasmodium coatneyi, 2319 nucleotides long. RefSeq lists its product as uncharacterized. Bases 1 to 2319 code for a protein of 772 amino acids. The transcript has a single exon. The record is from RefSeq and is a predicted model, not a curated record. NCBI's taxonomy places the organism in Eukaryota, Apicomplexa, Aconoidasida, Haemosporida, Plasmodiidae.
AUGAAAAGGGAUGGAGAGCAAAAGGAGGGAGCGCAAAGGGAGGAAGGUGAAAAUGUGAACGAAAGACCGAAACAGAUCGAGCAACUCGGGGACCACUCUUGCGGCUUGCACUCCGAGGAAGACUCUGCGACAAACGAUUUUAGGCGAACCAGCUGGAUAUACAAGAAUAUAGAGAAUAUGCUGAAGGAGGCAAAUGAAAAAUGUAGCAAUUUAAACGAGAGGGGUGCGUUGGGUGGAGGUAUCGAAUUGGAGCUACUUCUUGGGAAGAGUGAAAAUUCAGCGAAAUUUACCAGCCACGUCAACUCGCGCAGACCAUCCAAAUUGUCCAGUUCGCACAGUUCGUCCAGCCCAACCAAUUCGAAGUCAUCAAAGCAUCUCACGUCAAGUUACUCCUCCGGAUCGAUCGUCUCCCAAAGCAGCAGCCACACGUCGGACGAAAUGGAUAACAUAUCCCUUAGCGAUGAAUUGUCCGUAAAUGAAGAUUCUACUGGGGAAGAUGGAAAUGGAAGUAGCUCCAUUGCUACAUCGAGCGGGGAUGGAAUAGAGAACAGUGAUAGCAAAACCCCCAACAAUAGCAACAGUCGAGAUGGAAGUAACGAUGAGGGAGGUGAUGAAAAGAGUCUCACUGGAGGUACGCCCAGCAAUACCCGCGAGGAGGACAACCAUCCAAAUGUGUACUACAACUGCAUAACCAUAUUUUCACUGAACAGUUAUUUGUAUAAUGACAUGUACAGAUAUAACCCUCACCUGUACGGCAUUUACGAGACCUGCAGAAAUAACGAAAAGAGGUGCAAAAAAAUUGGCUUACUUUGCUCUCAAUUCGACUUAAUAUUUCUCAGAUCUGUCUUUGGAAAAUAUCAAAAGAAUUUAUAUGAUGUAUUGAAAUAUACUCAUACUGUUUUGCUGGACAAUGUCCCCUCAUCAUAUACCAUUUUAAAUGAAAUUUUAUAUACCCUCCAAAAUUAUGUGAACGGAAAUGGGGGGCUAUUCAUCUGCUGGAGGAAAAAGCUCUUCCACUUGUCCUACUACGAUUAUAUGUUUUUAUCAUCCGACAUUUUGUUUAAAAGGAAAGUUAUAAAAAUUGUGAAAUUAAUUUUUAAAGGAAAAUACAAUUUGUACAUUUUACACUGCGAAUUCGAUUUAUAUAACGCUAAGAAUAAGCUGAGCAAUUUGGACGAUCUAGUUGUACUGAUGAAGAAAACGUUGUGGAAAAUUUAUCUCUUCCAGAUAUUUUACAUAAAUAGGAGACUAUUCAAACGGAGGGAAGAAUCUCCGUGCAAUGUGGAGGAAUUAUCUACACAUGGGCAUGUUGACAAAAUUGAGGCAAUAGCAAAAAUGAGCAAAGCGGAGAAGGAACUACAGAUCAAGGAAGAAGUGGUAGGUUCCUUUUCCAACCUGGGGGAUGACGAAAAAGGGGAUAGUACCCACAGUCACAAUGAUGACGCAUCGGAUACGUUGAAGGGAAACCAAACGGAUAAACCCCUAACAACCAUGACUUUUAGAAAUAGUUCCAUGUUAGUUAUCGGAAGCUUCAACAUAGACGUUAAGGAAGACGGGGCACUAUACGACAAACUUGUAAAUCUGAACGGCCAAGGAAAAAUGAAAGAUUUAUUUUUUCACAAAAAUAUUAAUUAUAAAUUACAAAAAACGUACGAUAUUGUGGAACGGAAGAACACGCUGGUUAGUGGAUUGAAUUACUCAUUUGGAUUGACAGAUAAUAUUUUCCUCGUAGAGUCCUUUUUCAUCAACGCGGAAGACAUCAAGGAACUCAGCUAUUUAUUUAGCCCCUCAGAUGUGAUCUCCGAAAAAAUGAGCAAGUUAAAUAAAUCUCUAAGUAGGUACAAUUUGGAAAACUUUUCUCAACUGAUUAACAAAAAUGGAGUGCUCAUAAAAUUUCAAGACGUCUUUAACUACGGAGUUGAUAUAUUAACGCAGAGGAAGGGCAAAGAAUUUAGUGACCAUUGGGCUUUAUCUGCACGGCUACAUUUAAAAAAUCCCAGUAAAAGUAUCAACCUCCAUAUAGAAAAACAGCUCCGUAACUUCUUGUUCAACGUUGACAGGUACUUCGUUCUGCGGAAAAGGUCUUACCACGAACUGUGCGCUGUGGUGAGUUCUGCCCUCUCAGGGGAGCAGAACCCCAAUCGGGGCGGUAAAUAUGCAGGGGAUAAAUUUAAAAAAAAGAACCACAAUGAAGAAGCCAAAAUGGACAAGUAUAACUAUUCACAGAGGUGUAUAAUAUCAAGUGUAAACAUUAAUUGCAUUCACAAGGUGGAAAAACGGCUGUACAACACCCUGUCCAGGUGUUUCGAAUCUGAUUGA